Molecule: messenger RNA, 3690 nt
Organism: Lactuca sativa (garden lettuce)
Lineage: Eukaryota; Viridiplantae; Streptophyta; Magnoliopsida; Asterales; Asteraceae
Source: RefSeq, a predicted model, not a curated record
UCACAAAAUCAUGGGAAGGGUGAAGGCUCAUUAAUCCAUCACUCAUAAUGGUUGUUCUGUCUGAACUUUCUGAAGGAUCUUCAUCUUCUUCAUCAACUCAUGGUCGUGGAUAUGAUGUAUUUUUAAGUUUCAGAGGUGUUGACACUCGUCAUAGUUUCACUAAUCACCUUUAUAUUGCCCUCAUGCAUGCCAAUAUAACUACAUUCUUGGAUAAUGAAGAGAUUGAAACAGGGGAAAAUCUGAAACCAGAAUUGAAGAGUGCUAUUAAAUCAUCUAGGGCUUCUGUUAUCGUGUUGUCCAAAAAUUAUGCCUCUUCAAGGUGGUGCCUUGAUGAAUUGGUGCUUAUCCUUGAGCAACGUAUGUCAUCAAACCAUAUUGUUUUCCCGAUUUUUUAUCAUGUUGAGCCCACCGAUGUUAGGAAGCAACAAAGUAGCUUUGGAGAUGCAAUGGCUAAGCAUAGACGGAUGAUGGAAGCAGAGACAGAUGCGAAUAGAAGAAGUAAAUGGGCUCAAAAGAUAGAGUUGUGGGAUAAAGCGCUUAGAGAGGUUGCCGGUUUAAAAGGGAAGGAUGCAAAUGGCAGGCUGGAGGUGGAGCUUAUUGAUGAAAUUCUUAACGACAUUUUCCGUAGAUUACACAUAUCUUCAAGGUUUCCACCACCCCAACUUAUUGGGAUGGAGAAUUCCAUUAAAUUCGUCACUUCGUGGUUGAAAGAUGUAUCAUCAAAUACAACAGAUAUACUAACUAUUUUGGGUAUGGGUGGGAUCGGGAAGACGUCUUUAGCCAAAUAUGUCUAUGCAUUACAUUUUCUUGAAUUUGACACAAGCAGUUUCAUUGAGGAUAUCACCAGGAGAUGUGAUAAAAAAUCCAAUGGGAUGCUUGAUGUACAAAAGCAACUCUAUGAUGACAUUUCAAAACGAAGUUCAGUUCAAGGCCAUGCUCAUGACGAUUCUAUAUACACCUCAAUGAUAGAGAAUGUAGUAGCCUGUAAAAAGGUGUUUCUGGUUCUUGAUGAUAUUGGUAGUCUCGACCAGUUAGAUGCAUUACUUGGAAGAAAAGGUUUUCAUCCGGGAAGCAAAAUAAUAAUAACAACAAAGGAUACAUGGUUGACCAAGAGUUGUGCACUGUUCAAAAUGAAUGUGAAACCCAAACAUGAAACGCACAAGAUUAAGGGCUUAUCUGAGAUUGAUUCACAUAAAAUUUUGUGUUUUCACGCAUUUAUGUGCAACGAUCCCAAGGCAGGUUAUGAAGAGGUGUCAAAAAAGCUAGUGGAGUAUUGUGAGGGACAUCCAAUGGCGCUUAAAGUUUUGGCUAGGUCUCUACAUAAUCGAGAUGUAACUUAUUGGGAGGGGUAUAUAGAUAGACUAAAGAAAGAGAAUAAUUCCCCUAUAAAUAAUGUCUUAAGAAUGAGCUUUGAUUCUUUGCCAUCAGAAAAUGAUAAGGAGUUGUUUAAGCACAUUGCUUGUAUUUUUGUUGGAAUGGAUAAAGAUUUUACUGUAACAAUAUUAGAGGCAUGUGAUAUAGAGACAAGAUCCGGGAUCACGAAUCUUAUUGACAGAUGCCUUCUUAGUUUCAAAUGGAAUAAAGAAUCAAAGAAUAUCGAAUUGGUGAUGCACCAGUUGGUUCAAGAGAUGGGAAAAUUUGUGGUACGUAAAGAAUCACUUGACAAGCCAUGGGAACGAAGUCGAUUAUGGGGUUAUGAAUCUUUUAAAGCAUUGAAGCAAAAAAAGGGUACAGAAAAUGUGCUAGGCCUCACCAUUGACAUGCAAAUGCUUGAGAAAGAGAAAUUACAUGGAUCACUUGAGUUAAAAACAGAUGCAUUGAGUAAAAUGGAUAGGCUAAUGCUGCUACAACUCAAUUAUGUGCAAAUCACCGGCUCUUACAAUGAAUUUCCAGAAGAAUUAAGAUGGUUGUGUAUGCAUGGGUUCCCUUUGAAGUCUAUACCUCCAGACUUACCGAUGGAGAAUCUGGUUGCUCUUGACCUGUCUUAUAGCAAUAUUGAAUCAUUUGGGAUUUGCUAUAACUAUCCAAAAGGACUUCCUAAGAGACUAAAGCAAUUGACUGGAUCAUGCUCAGAAGAAAAAAGGUCGCUUCGAUCGUUGAAGAUUCUUAAUUUAAGUUUCUGUGAACAACUUCAUAGUCUUGGUGGCUUUGACCACCUCCCUAAACUUGAGAGGUUGAUACUUAGAGGUUGCAUUGGUUUGCUUGAGGUUUGUGAAUCAAUUAAGCAAUGUGUUGAACUUUUCUUCAUCGAUAUGAGUUGCAUCAAGCUUGAAAAACUUUCAAGAAUUAUAUGCAUGUUAAAGAAAGUUGAAAUCCUAUUGUUAAACGGCUGUUAUCUCGGUGAAUCUCGAAUCAAGAUUAGGGAUAUGGAUUCAAUGGAAAAGAUCAAGGCUAACAACAUUGGCAGAAACACAAGAACGUCGUCAUCCGCUGUUCUGAAGGCUAUAUCAGCUGAUUUGAAGUUCUUAACGAUUCCUUUACCGAGAUCUUUAGUAAAGUUGUCACUUGCAAAUAAUAAUUUAUCUACCGAAUCCUUUCCCAUGGACUUCGGUUGGCUAUUCAUGUUAAAUGAAUUACAUUUAGAUGGAAAUCCUAUCGUUUCCCUGCCUAAUUGUAUUAGGAGCCUUCCUAGGCUUGGGCUACUGAGUAUGAGAAAUUGUAAUAUGUUGAUGUCAGUCGAGGAUCCUCCACAUACACUAAGAGUUUUGGACCUCCAUUUUGAUUCUGAAAAACAUUUGCUACGAAAAGUGGUAUUUGAUCCACAAAUGUCUCCACUAGGGUUCAUAUUAGACUGGAACAUGUUAGCAACUUCGUCGUUUGAAUUUCAAGGCUUGAUCAAAAUCCAACCAAUGGAAGGUGUUGAGGAAAAGGUAAUACGUAGUUUGGGCUGGACGAAGCUAGAUUUCCUUAUUGGAAGGCGUGUGGGAACCUAUCUUGUGAAUCAAAGAGAGAAAUCUGAAAUCCAGAUGUAUUAUGAGUUUGGAAUAUUCAGCACAAUUUAUGAAGGUGAAAAAAUGCCAAAUUGGAUUUCAGAUAGAAGCACGGGCUCAUCAAUGUCAUUUACCAUCCCAUCAUCUCCGAACAAGCUUAGAGGAUUGAAUUUCUGCUAUGUGCUGACAUCUCAAUAUCUGGGUUAUAAAACUUUUAAUUUGCCGGUGAUCAUAAUUAGUAAUAUUACAAAGAACCACACCUGGAAAUACAAACAUUACAUUCUCAAUGUCGAUGUUGUUGGAAAGUGUUUGACCUUGUUAAGCCAUUGGAUGUUUGGGGUGAAUGAUAUGGAAUGUGGUGAUCAAAUUAUUAUUACCUUGAGACCAGAACCAUUUCAUGUUGAGUGUGGGGUGAGUUUUGUUUAUGAUGAUGGAACAGAAGAUGCAUUAAGUUAUUACAAGUCAUGGAAUCACAUUAUUGGUGGAGAUUUGACCAUAUUUCAGUUAACAACAGGAGAGUACAUCCUAACCAUAUGGCGAUUUCUGCUGUUUGAAAAUCAAAUACGUGAACAUUCAUAUGGGUCUUUGUUUGGAGAUGGUGUCCACUUUAAAGAUGACCAAAUACAAGUACACUUCAGAGCUCUCUCCCAAUGGAAGCCUGGCCUACUUGAGGAUGGCCCCUAAGUUAAAUCAAACUGCUUCAAGACCUUUUGUUCAUAUGAGAGAAAGGCCCACCAAUAGCAUCAGCCCCCCAUAUUGG